GUAUUACCGUGGGAUACUUUAAUCCACCCAUUGCAUCCCCUGUUUCCACGUAGCAUUCGCUUGAUCUGCCAUAAAGGAUCAAAUAUGAGUGAAGAUCAGUCCCUGACACAUGCCAUUAUGACUGUAGAAGUACCGGCGGUGGUUGGCUUUGGCAAUCCAUUGCUAGAUAUUUACACAUCCCUCGAGAGCGAUGAUAUUUUGAAAAAAUAUAACCUCGAAGUUGAUGGCGAGCAAGAACUUCCAGUAGAAAUAAUCCAACAGCUUAUCAACGAAUUUCCUCCUGAAUCGAAACAUCAUGUCAGUCCUGGAGGUUGUGCUCAGAAUACCAUGCGGGUCUUGCAGUGGUUAUGCGGUGGAGUUGAGGGGCGUCAAUUGGGGAUAUUUUGCGGAGGACUUGGAGAUGAUCCUAGAGGAAAAACUCUGGACCACAUGGUUCGCGCAUCUGGCUUAGAUACUCGAUACGCAGUUUACCCUGAUUUACCCACUGGAGUUUGUAUUUCUAUGAUCACAAAACCAUUUCGAAGUCUUGUUGCACAUUUGGGUGCUGCUGGUGUCUAUACUUUGGAAAAUUUGAAACAUGGAAACUUGCCAUUUAGUUCAUUAAAGAUAAUUUAUAUCGAAGGAUUUUUCAUUACGCAUAGCUUUGACGUUGCAUUAGAGCUGGUCAAAGUAGCUGCAGAAAAGGGUAUUACUGUAGCAUUCAACAUUAGUGGCGAGUACAUCUUUCAGGAACAUCAUGCUGCAAUCUGUAAGAUGGUCAAUUCGUCUGGUAUAGUCUUUGGUAAUUCCAGAGAGAUGAAAGCUCUGGCUCGAGUAUUGAAUCUCUGUUACAACAAUGUGGAGGAGAUCCCAAUUCUAUUGAACAAUUUAAAAAGGGUUACAGUUGGAGCUUCAAGCAAGAAUCAGAGUAAUUGGUUUUUGGACAAUGGUAUCAUCGUAAUGACUCAGGGUGGAAGAUCCCCAGCUAUAGUGGUUUGGGGAGAGGGUGAAUCUGCUGAGGUGCUUCCUGUAGUUCCUGAAGCACCAGUAUUGGAUACGACUGGUGCAGGUGAUUCUUUAGUGGCAGGUUUCUUGCUUGGUGUACUAGCUGGAAGAAGACCAAAGUCGUGUUUGCAGUUAGGCUGUAAAGUCGCAAGCAUGAUUGUUACUAGAAUUGGUGUAACUUUGCCGGAUGUCGUGCCGGAACAUAUAUUGAAAUAAAGAUCUGAUUUUUUUCGUCCGUA
This is a messenger RNA of Athalia rosae (coleseed sawfly), 1223 nucleotides long. RefSeq names its product adenosine kinase-like. Gene Ontology annotation, molecular function: adenosine kinase activity. Gene Ontology annotation, biological process: purine ribonucleoside salvage. NCBI's taxonomy places the organism in Eukaryota, Metazoa, Arthropoda, Insecta, Hymenoptera, Athaliidae. Gene Ontology annotation, cellular component: nucleus; cytosol. The transcript has 5 exons. The coding region runs from base 85 to 1200 and encodes 371 amino acids. The record is from RefSeq and is a predicted model, not a curated record.